AUGGCCGACGCCAAUAAGCCUGCUGGCUUCUCCUUCGGCAGCACUUUUGGUGCCCCAGCAACAUCUUCGUCUUCGCUUUUUGGGAAAGCGCCGACGACAACUGCUGGCGACGCAAGUGCGCCAAAAUUCAGCUUCGGUAAUACAACACCAGCGGCUGGCGGUACAAACCAGACUGCUGCAACCCCAACCACAGGAGCAUUCGGUUCGAGCAAUCUUUUUGGAGCGGCCAACAAGAUGGCCAGCACAAAUAACACCACAACACCUUCGGGAGAACCCAAGCCAUCAUUAUUUGGAAGCUCUACAACACCGUCAGCACCACUGUUCGGCGCUCAGAGCUCUGCAAAGCCUCUGUUCGGCGCUGUCAGCAGCACCCCGGCCGCUGCAGGAUCGAGUGCUUCAGGAUCUUUGUUCGGAGGUUUUGCGCAACAGAAAGAUCAGACAGCAGCAUCCGCUGCGACGGCGAAUGGCAGCGCUCCCGCCUCAAAGGGGCCGGCAUUUGGCAAUUCUGGUACAACAAGUCUAUUUGGCGCGAAGCCAAACAGCCCAAGUUUGUUCGGAGCUCCCACUACGACAUCAGCAGCCCAGGGAGCGACAACUCAAGCAGCUCCGGCUUCGAGUCUUUUCGGCGCCCCGGCUGCCCCAUCGGCUGCACCACAAGCCUCAAGUAGCGGUCUCUUCGGUGGCGCGAACAAAUCGGCUGACGCCAAUUCAACGAGUAGUCCUGCUGCUUCAACCACGUUUGGCGCAUUCGCCAAGCGUCCAUCGGAACCGGCUGCCACGGAUGCUGGUCAGAAGAGCGCAGCCCCGAGCAACAUGUUCCAGCCUCCCGCAGCCCCUGCGCAAGGCCAGACCAGUGCUGCACCAGGCGCCGCCGCGCCGACUUUGGGAAGCACAUUUGGCUCGAGUGUAUUCUCAGCGAAACCUGCCACUGGCGAUGCGCAGGCUCCCAAGCUUGGUGCAGCUCCGGCUACAGGGCUAGGAGGUGGAUUGUUUGGAGCGACAGCCGGAACACCAGCCUCGUCAUCGGCACAGGCAAUAUCUACAACUCCUGGUGCGACCGCGGGUUCUGGAAGCUCUCUGUUCGGUGCAUUGAAGCCUUCCAUGCCCCCAGCUACUUCCGCGCCUGCGGGAGGUCUGUUCGGCAGCAGCCAAGCGCCUGCUGCGACUACUGCACCGUCUGCCGGUAGUCUCUUCGGCAAGAUUGGUUCUUCCGCGCCUGCGCAGCCGGCGACUUCCACAGCCACCACGACAAGCAGCGCAGCUCCCUCUCUGUUCGGUGCUACCGCCUCAAACUCUUCUGCUUCGGCUUCGAUCCCAGCAACGACGACGUCUGCGCCGACGGGCAGCCUAUUCCCAACUAAUUCAUCGUCCGCAGCAGCGCCUGCAUCUUCGACUGCGACGGCCUCCGCUCCUACAGGCGCUGCAACAACUGGCAGCAAUACCACCGGGGUCAACGCCGGCGCUAGCACUACUGGACCGGCGCCUCGCAACGGCUCUCGCAUGGCGCACAAAACUCUUGACGAAGUCCUUACCAUGUGGUCAACGUCCCUCACCUCGCACCAAAAGUCGUUCAAGGACCUCGCUACACAAGUCAGUGCGUGGGACCGUCAAAUGGUUGAAAACAGCAUGAAGAUCAGCGCUCUUUAUAGCCGCUGUUUCCAGGCCGAACGCGACUGCAGCGAAGUGGAACGGCAGUUGACCAACGUCGAGCACACCCAGAACGACAUUGCGGUAUUUCUGGACCGGUACGAGGCGGAAGUCGAUCAGAUGAUGCAAGUCGCUGGAGUCGACGCCGAUGGAAUCAGUGGCGUUGAUGCUGAACGCGACAACACCUACAAACUGGCCGAGCAGUGCUCUUCCCGACUUGGUGACGUGUCUCGAUCUCUGAACGACAUGGUUGCGGAGAUCAACAACGCCUCCAGCAAAUUGUCAAGCGCUACGAAUUCGGGCGACGACCGCAACGCGAACACUAACGAAUCGGAUCCUCUGAGGCAGAUCGUGCGAACGCUGAACAGCCACCUUGUGCAGCUGCAAAACAUUGGCGAGGGAGCACAAUCGCUGCAGGGACAGAUUGCUUCAGCACAACGUGACGCAAGGUCAUUGAGUGGCGCACAGGGCAUCAACGGUGGAGGCUCGUGGGUAGAUGACUUUGGAAGGUCAUACCUGGGCCGGCGAUGA
Messenger RNA from Dissoconium aciculare CBS 342.82, 2178 nucleotides. RefSeq lists its product as uncharacterized. Gene Ontology annotation, biological process: RNA export from nucleus; protein import into nucleus. The coding region runs from base 1 to 2178 and encodes 725 amino acids. Gene Ontology annotation, molecular function: phospholipid binding; structural constituent of nuclear pore. Lineage: Eukaryota; Fungi; Ascomycota; Dothideomycetes; Mycosphaerellales; Dissoconiaceae. Gene Ontology annotation, cellular component: nuclear pore central transport channel; nuclear pore. The record is from RefSeq and is a predicted model, not a curated record. The transcript has a single exon.